Cuscuta campestris is the source of this 3531-nucleotide messenger RNA. The record is from the annotation of a GenBank genome assembly. NCBI's taxonomy places the organism in Eukaryota, Viridiplantae, Streptophyta, Magnoliopsida, Solanales, Convolvulaceae.
AUAAUAGAAUAAAUAUUGACAUUUAUUCUUUUUAUGUCAAUAAUAAAAUUCCACGACUCGGGAAGCAUAAAGAGAAUCUGUACAUCAAGUCGGGACCGAAAAAAUGAUUCUUCUUGCAAUCAUUUAAGUGACUUAUCAAAUGCUCGAGACUUUUCAAUAAAGCCGGCGAUCUCAUUUAGUCAAGCUCCUGACACCGGCAGCUUCUCUUCAGUACUCUUUACUAAUAACGGGGAUAUAAACGUCAACAAGGAAAAUAAUGGAGUUCUCAAUUUCCCAGUGUUCACGACAGUCAAGCUUCCACCCUUCUUCCUCAAUUUCGCAAAUCUGCUUCACGCCUUUCGUCUCCAAGUCCCUUCCCUCGCUCACUUCCGGCGACCUCCGCGUUUCCCGUCUCUUUCACAGGCGACCUUUAGUCCAGACCAGGCGUCCCCGCUUCAGAGCGUCUAAGGCAUCAUCAUGGCUAGGACUGUAUUUCAGUUGCCAACUAACAUCUCAUCUUUGGUUGCUGGUCCAAGAAUUGGUCAAUUCCAAGGACCCACACAAGCAAGAUCAGUUAAUAUGAUGUGCACGUUAAGAAAACCUUCGUUGAAGGUUAGAGCUUUCCUAGGACUCGGGGCCUGCAAUGCCUUUGAUACACUGGGUAGACCUGGAUAUGGACUUCAUUCUAAUCUAGCAUCAGUGACCUUUACUAAGAGAAGAGGAAGAAGAAGUAGCCGUUUUGUUGUGAAGGCUAUGUUUGAGCGUUUCACUGAAAAGGCUAUAAAGGUUAUUAUGCUUUCCCAAGAGGAGGCUAGACGACUUGGGCACAAUUUUGUUGGAACUGAGCAGAUUCUCCUAGGUCUCAUUGGCGAGGGAACUGGUAUUGCAGCUAAGGUUCUUAAAUCUGUUGGCAUUAAUUUAAAGGAUGCUCGUAUGGAGGUGGAGAAGAUAGUUGGAAGGGGAAGUGGAUUUGUUGCUAUUGAGAUCCCGUUCACUCCUCGCGCUAAGCGUGUUCUUGAACUAUCUCUUGAGGAAGCUCGUCAACUAGGCCAUAAUUAUAUUGGAUCGGAGCAUUUGUUGCUUGGGUUGCUCCGUGAAGGUGAAGGUGUGGCUGCUCGUGUUCUUGAAGUAUUGGGUGCUGACCCAGGUAACAUUCGCACACAGAUUAUUCGAAUGAUUGGUGAGAACGCGGAGGCUGUUCCUGCUGGUGGAGGAGGUAGUACAAGCCAAAAGAUGCCUACGUUAGAGGAAUAUGGUACCAACUUGACCAAGCUGGCCAAUGAGGGAAAAUUGGAUCCUGUGGUUGGAAGGCAGGAGCAAGUUGAACGGGUCAUUCAGAUUCUGGGUCGACGUACCAAGAAUAAUCCUUGCCUUAUUGGAGAACCAGGUGUUGGGAAAACUGCCAUUGCUGAGGGUUUAGCUCAGCGCAUUGCAAAUGGUGAUGUUCCUGAAACAAUUGAAGGAAAGACGGUUAUAACCCUGGAUAUGGGUUUGCUUGUUGCUGGAACAAAAUACCGUGGAGAGUUUGAGGAAAGGCUAAAAAAGCUAAUGGAUGAAAUUAAACAGAAUGAUGACAUUAUACUUUUCAUUGAUGAAGUGCACACACUGAUUGGAGCUGGAGCAGCAGAGGGUGCAAUUGAUGCUGCAAACAUUUUGAAACCUGCCCUUGCUCGAGGUGAACUUCAGUGUAUUGGGGCUACCACGCUUGAUGAAUAUCGAAAGCAUAUAGAGAAGGAUCCAGCAUUAGAGAGAAGGUUCCAACCAGUUAAGGUGCCUGAACCAACUGUAGAUGAAGCAAUGCAGAUCCUUCGCGGGCUUCGGGAAAGAUAUGAAAUUCAUCAUAAGCUGCACUACACUGACGAUGCCCUGGAUGCUGCUGCCCAGCUUUCGCACCAGUAUAUCAGUGACCGCUUCCUUCCUGAUAAAGCGAUUGACUUGAUUGACGAGGCUGGCUCUCGUGUUAGACUUCGCCAUGCACAGCUCCCACAGGAAGCAAAAGAGCUCGAGAAAGAAAUAAGGAAGAUAACGAAGGAGAAGGAUGAAGCUGUUCGCAGUCAAGACUUUGAAAAGGCUGGGGAAUUCCGUGACAGAGAAUUGGAACUUAAAGUGCAGAUGUCGGCACUAGUAGAGAAUAGAAAGGAGAUGAACAAAUCGGCCGAGGACGAUGUGGGCCCAGUUGUGACAGAAGCUGAUAUUCAACACGUUGUUGCCUUAUGGACUGGUAUCCCUGUCUCCAAGGUUUCAACAGAUGAAUCAGACCGUCUCCUAAAAAUGGAAGAAACACUUCACAAGCGAGUCAUUGGGCAAGAUGAAGCCGUGGUUGCCAUCUGUCGCGCUAUCCGACGUGCCCGUGUUGGGCUCAAGAACCCUAACCGGCCCAUAGCCAGUUUCAUCUUUUCGGGCCCAACUGGUGUCGGAAAGUCAGAACUGGCCAAGGCACUGGCCACAUAUUACUUUGGUUCAGAAGAAGCAAUGGUCCGUCUUGAUAUGAGCGAGUUCAUGGAAAGACACACCGUAUCGAAGCUCAUCGGUUCCCCACCCGGCUAUGUCGGUUACACUGAAGGCGGUCAGUUGACCGAAUCAGUCCGCCGCAGACCUUACACCCUCGUCCUCUUCGACGAAAUCGAGAAGGCUCACCCCGACGUCUUCAACAUGAUGCUUCAAAUCCUUGAAGACGGAAGGCUGACCGACAGCAAGGGCAGAACAGUCGACUUCAAGAACACGCUUCUCAUCAUGACGUCGAACGUCGGGAGCAGCGUGAUAGAGAAGGGCGGCCGCCGCAUCGGCUUCAACUUGGACCACGACGAGAAGGACGGAAGCUACAACCGGAUCAAGAGCCUGGUCACCGAGGAACUGAAACAGUACUUCCGGCCCGAGUUCCUGAACCGGCUGGACGACAUGAUCGUGUUCCGGCAGCUGACGAAGCUGGAGGUGAAGGAGAUUGCGGACAUAAUGCUCAAGGAGGUGUUCGAGAGGCUGAGAGGACUGGAAAUAGGUCUUCAGGUGACGGAGAGGUUCCGAGACAGGGUGGUCGAGGAAGGGUACAACCCAAGCUAUGGAGCGCGGCCGCUGAGGAGAGCUAUCAUGCGGUUGUUGGAGGAUAGCAUGGCUGAGAAGAUGCUAGCGCGGGAGAUCAAAGAAGGGGAUUCGGUUAUUGUGGAUGUUGAUUCAGACGGCAACGUGACUGUACUUAACGGCGGUGUUCUUUCUCAGCCGCCAGGUUCCUCCGCCCAACUCAUUGCCAUCUAAGAAAUACUCCUUUACUUGGCUACUAUGCUUUGCUUGGCCAAUUGUGAUCAUCAACAAAAGGAUGCCUUUUUUUUAAAUAUUAGUAUUUGUUGGCCAUGAUGAAGCCGGGGCCGUUGGAAAGAGACUAUCUAUUUUUGAGUAGAGAUAAGGUCUGACGUCUGGGUAUAGACAUCCUUACCAGAACACGGGUUUGUUGUUUGUUGACCUGGAAGUAGUAUUUUAUGUCAUAGCGAGAAAUCAAGAACUAGAUUUGCAAUUGUUUGGCGCUUCUUUUUACCCGAGGAAUAAAUGAUUCUUUCUUGG